Messenger RNA from Trichosurus vulpecula (common brushtail), 750 nucleotides. RefSeq names its product BARX homeobox 1 (gene BARX1). Gene Ontology annotation, cellular component: nucleus. Gene Ontology annotation, molecular function: DNA-binding transcription factor activity, RNA polymerase II-specific; RNA polymerase II transcription regulatory region sequence-specific DNA binding. NCBI's taxonomy places the organism in Eukaryota, Metazoa, Chordata, Mammalia, Diprotodontia, Phalangeridae. Gene Ontology annotation, biological process: regulation of transcription by RNA polymerase II. The transcript is spliced from 4 exons. The record is from RefSeq and is a predicted model, not a curated record. Bases 1 to 750 code for a protein of 249 amino acids.
AUGCAGCGCCCCAUGGAGCUGGGCGCCGCGCACUACUUCCCAGCUGAAGCCUUCCCAGACCACCGCUCCCACCGCUAUCGGAGCUUCAUGAUAGAAGAGAUCCUCACUGACCCCCCAGACGCCAAGAGUGCUGCGCCUGCUGCGGCCGGUGAGCUGCUCAAGUUCGGCGUGCAAGCUUUGCUGUCUGCGCGGCCCUUCCACAGCCACCUGGCGGUGCUGAAGGCAGAGCAAGCUGCAGUCUUCAAGUUCCCCCUAGCGCCCCUGGGCUGCUCUGGCCUGGGCUCUGCGCUGCUAGCCGCAGGCUCCGGGCUCCAAGGGGGCUCCGCCUCACCUCACCUCCCUUUGGAGCUGCACCUCCGUGGAAAGCUGGAGUCUGGCCCGGCCGAGCCGGGCACCAAGGCCAAGAAGGGGCGGCGGAGCCGGACGGUUUUCACCGAACUGCAACUUAUGGGUUUGGAGAAGCGCUUCGAAAAACAGAAGUACCUCUCUACUCCGGACAGAAUAGACCUCGCUGAAUCAUUGGGCCUGAGCCAGCUGCAGGUGAAGACUUGGUACCAGAACAGGCGGAUGAAGUGGAAGAAAAUAGUGCUACAGGGCGGCGGGCUCGAGUCCCCGACUAAACCUAAGGGGCGCCCCAAGAAGAACUCCAUUCCCACCAGCGAACAGCUGACCGAGCAGGAGCGGGCCAAGGAGGCAGAGAAGCAGGCGGAGAACCUGGGCUCACCCUGCGAAGUCAAUCAGGAGGAGUGA